AUGCCUCCUAAAAAGUCAACGGGUCCUCCGCCCCAGUCGGAUGAAUCCGGCUCAGACUUUGAAGAAGAGCCCGCCAGAAAACCCCAGAAAAAGCCAUCAAAGUCAUCAAAGCCAUCGAAAUUCUCUAAACAAGAAAAAGAAAAGGAAUUAGAUCCAGAAGAAGCGUUAAAGAGAGCCGCCGACACGAUUUUCGACGGGAGCGAAGGAGAAGAUGACGAUUCUGAUCUUUUUGCAUUGGAGAUUCCACCCAGACCAGAUUUUCUUGUUAGACCAAAUAAAAAAGAUCGUCUGAUGAUUCUAAAUGUGGAAGUUAACAAUUUCAAAAGCUACUACGGCAAAGCCUCCAUCGGGCCAUUUCAUAAAAGUUUCACAUCCAUCAUUGGACCCAACGGUUCAGGAAAAUCGAAUCUUAUCGACUCACUUUUAUUUGUUUUCGGUUUUCGAGCCUCCAAAAUUCGUUCUGCAAAAGUGGCCAACUUAAUUCAUAAAAGUGCUGGAAGAGAGCCCGAUUCGUGUACUGUCACUAUUCAUUUCCAGAGAAUUGUGGACGUGCCUGGGCACUACGAAGUUGUCAAGGAUUCGUUGUUUGAUAUCUCUCGUACCGCCUAUAGAAAUAGUUCCAGUUCAUAUGCUAUCAACGGUAGACCUGCUUCGAAGAACGAAGUGGAAGCACGUCUCCGUCUCGUUGACAUCGAUAUUGAGCACAAUAGGUUUUUGAUUCUUCAGGGAGAGGUGGAACAAAUUGCUAUGAUGAAGCCAGUGAAAACUACUAAAUCGGAGACAGGAAUGGUCGAAUAUUUAGAAGACAUUAUCGGAUCGAAUCGUCUGGAGCGCUUUGUCAAAAAAUUUCAGCGAAGAGUGAAUAGGCUCAAUUGUGACUUGUCGCAACAAAGAAUCGCUCGUGAUCACGCAAGGAACAGCAAAAUUGCUAUGGAAGGUCAAGUCAGAACUGCGAUUGAGUUUCUGAAUAAAGAAAAUGAAGCUAAGACGAUUGAAAUGAAGCUCAAUCAGAGAAGAAAGAAAAAAUAUAAGGAUCGAGCUGCACCAAAACAAGCUGAGCUCGAUAAACAGAAAGAAGAGAUGAAGGAGAUAGCUGCGAAGCUGGAUGAAAACAAAAGUGAGAGCAAAAGUGCAGAAGACGAAGAAAAGAAGUUGAGUAAAGACCGUUUAAAAAUUGAAAAGGAAAUCGAUCAAUUGACUAAAGAAAUCGAUGAUUUGUCAGCUGAAGAAACGCGCAGAAGGGAGACGAUCAAACGAUACGAGACAGAUAUUUCGAAAACGGAAGCAGAAAAGGAUAAAGAACAGAAAAAAAGAGCAACUUUUGUUUCUGUUCCUGAAAAAGCAGAAAAGAAACUUGCAAAAUGGAAAGAAGAGGUGGAACAAUUGAUCGAGACUGAGGAUACAGCAAAUGCAGCAGCAGAUAAUAAUCUCGAAGAGUUCGAAAAACGUGCUGAAAAGCUAAAAGAAGAACAGAAGAAGGCUCAAGAGGCGUGGUCCAAAAGUAAUACUGCAUUUAUCAGUGCUCGAAGUGAGGCUACUGUCGCACGUAAUGAAUAUGAGGACAUGAACAAGAUGGCAAAUUCUGGAUCAAAAAAACUUGAUCAACUGAAAGAGCGUUUGAAAACGACAGAAGAGAAGUUCAUUAAAGAAAAAGAAGAGAUUGAGAAACUAAGGCCGGAGGUAGACUCAUGGAACGAGAAACUAAGAAAUCUCAAAACAAGCUUGCCAACUGUCCGGGAAGAGGCCAAAACAACGAACUUAGCCCUAAACCAAUGUCAAGAACGUCUAGAUGUACUUCGUCAGCAGAAUUCAUCGGGCUCCGGAGGUAGCCAUCUCGUGAAAAUGCUGAUGAAAGAAAAACAAGAGGGUCGAAUUCCGAGCUUCAUUGGUCGUCUUGGUGAUCUUGGUUUGAUUGACAAGAAAUAUGAGGGUGCUAUUUGUACAAAUUAUGGCGCUAUUCUCAACAAUCUAAUUACUGGGACUUCCGAUGACUCUAAGAAAAUUAUGAACUUUUUGUACAAGAACAAACUUCCACGGACUACGAUUCAAUCACUCGAUCGCGUACCACAAGUCAGAGCAGAAGACAUGGCACCUGUUCCAAAAGAUCGUUAUCCCGGGCCUCGUUUAUUCGACCUCAUCGAGUGUGAGCCUGAAGUCAGGCACAUUUAUUAUAGGACAGUUCGCAAUGCCGUCGUUGCUGAAUCAACAACUGAAGCCUUAAAAAUGAACAAAAUGAGUUCUUGUAAAAAUGUGAACAUCGUUACACUUCAAGGUGCGAUGGUACAAAGUUCUGGUUCCAUUACCGGUGGAGGACAGACUUUAAAAGGAUUUAUUUUGACUGAUAAAAACAAAAAGCCUAAAGAAGUCACAGCGGAAGAUAGGAGAGCUGAAAAAGAAUUGACAGUAGAGGUGGCGCAACUGCAGACAAAAUCCGAUGAGUUGCGAGAACAAGAGCAUAAGCUUGAUGCACAAUUGAUUGAGGCUCGUCGUAAGGUCCACGAACUCGAACAACGGUUGUCCAUUGUGACGGCAACAGUAGACUCCGAAGGCGAAAACAUAAAAUCUCUCAGAAAGGCAGUAGAGAAUCAAGAGAAGGAAGCAUCCAAGGUGAAAGUAGACGCAAAGGAAUUGGAGGCUAAGAAAAAACUCGCAGAGGAGUUCGAAAAAAAACAAGAUGAGCUGAGCGAAGAAGCUGAAAUUACUAGAAAGCGUCAAGCCGAAGUUCAAAGUAAGCUCGAUGGAAUUUUCAAAGAACUAGUUCAAUGUCAUCGUGAUGAGGCAAAAGACGCUUCGACCAAGCGUGCUAAGCUCGAGAAGGACAUGGCGAAGGAAACCGCGAAUGUGACGAAUUCUGGAAGAAACAUCGCUAAAUGUGAUGAAAACAUUGUUAGGAUGGAAAAGGAGAUUGAAAAGAAGAAGCAGAUGUGUAUCGACUUGGAGGAAAAAGCUAUCGACGGAGAAGGAUUAGAGGGGAAGAAAUCGGCUCUUGAAGAGGUUGAAAAGAAGAAAACAGAUGUGGAAACUCAGUAUAAGGAUAUAAUGAAAAAGCAAUCAGAACUGUCAGAUGCUGAGACCAAAUUAGAAGAAGAGUUGAGAAAAUGUAAUGAAGUAAUCAUGGAAUUGAAAGAGAAAAUGAAUGCUGACACUAUGAAAGUGAAGGAAAUUCAAAAAAAGUUGGAUGGUCUUCAAGUAAACCGUAUUCCACGAUUUCAAUUUCUCACGCAAUCGAGUCGCCCUGAAGAUCUGGCCAUGCAAUUCGAUGAUGAGUUGCCGGUCGAUGAGAAUCAAUCUCCUGAAGAGAACGAAAAGCAAAAGAAGCAUAUGGCAUGUGUUCUCAGUGAUCGUGCAUAUGCUAUGGAAUUUGAACUACGACAAAAAGUGUUAAAAAACACCGAAUCGUAUGAAGAUGUCGAUGGUGAUAAGAUGGUACAAAUUCAGUACUUGACGGAUGCGGAAGUGGAUGAGAUUUCUGACCGUGAUGCGGAAGAACUCCAAUUCAAACUGAAAACAUGUGAGCAACAACUCGAGACGAUGAAAUCUAAAGUAGAUCUCUCGUGCAUCGAUGCUUACGUUGUGAAAGUUAACCAAUUCAAUGAACAAGUAAUCAAGUUUGCAAUGGUUCAUGAAGAUCAUAGAAAGCAUAAUGAAAAACUUCAAGCUAUCAAGAAAGAUAGACUAGAAGAAUUCCAUUCUGCUUUCGAGUUCAUCGGAAAACAUUUAGUAGCUGUUUACAAGAUGUUAACUGAUGGAGGUGAUGCUAAAUUGGAGUAUAUCGAUAAAGACGAUCCGUUCAAAGAAGGAAUCAGUUUCAUGGUUCGCCCUGCGAAAAAGGCUUGGAAGCAAAUCCAGUUUUUGUCAGGAGGCGAAAAGACUCUAUCUUCUCUUGCACUCAUUUUUGCUCUUCAUAUGUUUAGACCAACUCCUUUCUACGUAAUGGACGAAAUUGAUGCUGCUCUGGAUUACCGAAACGUGUCAAUCAUCGCUCAAUACGUUCGACAGAAGACCGAGAACGCUCAGUUCAUCAUCAUUUCUCUGCGAAACAACAUGUUUGAAUUGGCCAACCGUCUAGUUGGAAUUUAUAAAGUUGAUGGAUGUACUCAAAAUGUUGCUAUCGACCCGCAAAAAGUGUGUGAAAUGGCUAAGGGAAUUUCGGAUAGUUUAGGGCAAAUUACGUGCACUCUUCCUGAAGAAAUCACCCAGCAAUUCAGUGAAACAAUGAGUCGCCAAAGUAAAGAAAUAACCGCACAAGAGAAACAGUAUCCAAACUUCCCAUCUUCCUCGGAAAUUUCGAAGGCCGAAAAGAUUGUCAGUGUUGAAGGACGUGUGAGGAAGCAAUUAAAUCAUACAGCCAGUGACACAACUUCUGGGUCGAGGCCACAGUCAAAAGCUGCAACACAAGCCAAUGCAACUGAAAGACAGACUUUUAAUAGACCUGAGUCUCGAGCGAACCAAAUAAAAAUUCCAAAUCCUCGACUUGUUGAACGAGCAGCUUCGCAAACAUCACGCACGCCGAGAAAAGAAAGAAACACUGAAGCCGAUGAAACGACUCCACCCGCCAAACGUUCCAACUCGACUACAAGCAAAUCUCCAGCGAAACCUGUAGCGGGUAGAUCUACAAAGAAAAAGAAGUCAAUGUCGGACGACGAUGAAGAUUCGGAUUGA
This is a messenger RNA of Caenorhabditis remanei, 4662 nucleotides long. RefSeq lists its product as uncharacterized. Gene Ontology annotation, molecular function: protein binding; ATP hydrolysis activity; ATP binding. Gene Ontology annotation, biological process: mitotic chromosome condensation. The record is from RefSeq and is a predicted model, not a curated record. Lineage: Eukaryota; Metazoa; Nematoda; Chromadorea; Rhabditida; Rhabditidae. Gene Ontology annotation, cellular component: chromosome. The transcript is spliced from 16 exons. Bases 1 to 4662 code for a protein of 1553 amino acids.